AUGGGGCUUGUGGGGGGCUCCAGGGGGGUCUGCCCAUGUUUCCCCCCAGGCGCAACGUGGGGCCCGACGCGGGUGGCUGCAGAUGAUGGCUCGGCAGUGGAUGGGCUGAACCUGGGGGCCCUGGCGGUGGGAGGGGAUGAGGUGCUGCUGCUUUGUGCCCGCUGCGCCCACCCCCCCCAGGCCUGCGGCUCCCCCAGCACCCACCUCCUGCGCAGUCGUGAUGGCGGCCGCUCAUGGGGACCUCCCCAGAACCUCUCAGGGGUGGUUGGUAGUGAGGUGUUUGCCCCAGGGCCUGGCUAUGGCAUCGAGAAGCAGCAUGCACCGGGCAGCGGGCGCCUGGUGUUCUGUGGCCAUGGGACACUGGAGCGGGAUGGGGUCUCACUGCUAUUGAGUGAUGAUGGGGGCCUGCGGUGGAGGCGGGGGGGAUCGCUGCCCGCCAUUCCCUUUGGGGCCCCCCACCAUCCCCAGGACUUCACCCCUGACGAGUGCCAGCCCUAUGAGCUGCCCAAUGGCUCCAUCGCCGUCAACAUCUGGAACCAGAACUCGUACCGGUGCCGCUGCCGGAUGGUGGCGCGAAGCUGGGACGGCGGUGAGACCCUCCCCUCCGUGGCAGUGGCAGG
Molecule: messenger RNA, 620 nt
Organism: Neopsephotus bourkii (Bourke's parrot)
Lineage: Eukaryota; Metazoa; Chordata; Aves; Psittaciformes; Psittacidae
Product: sialidase-1-like
Exons: 3
Biological process (GO): ganglioside catabolic process; oligosaccharide catabolic process
Cellular component (GO): cytoplasm; lysosome; membrane
Molecular function (GO): exo-alpha-sialidase activity
Source: RefSeq, a predicted model, not a curated record